Molecule: messenger RNA, 1002 nt
Organism: Fulvia fulva
Lineage: Eukaryota; Fungi; Ascomycota; Dothideomycetes; Mycosphaerellales; Mycosphaerellaceae
Exons: 2
Coding region: 1-1002 (333 amino acids)
Source: RefSeq, a predicted model, not a curated record
AUGCGAGCCCCGCUCGCAGCUUCUAUCUACACCAUAAAUCGACUGCCGCGUUCUUGGCCGCAGAUUGCGAACGGCUGCCCUCUCUGCAAGCGGCUGUGGGCAAAGUUGAGCGAUGAAGAGCGCGGCAUUGUAUUCAGGCAUGAGCUGCAGCCGUGCAAGGACAAUCAUGGGCUCUUUCGGUACUCCAUAACACCGCCAUUGGCGAAUGACGAAUGCGAAGUGGCAAUCUGGUGCCGAUUUGAGAAAGAGAAAGAAGGUGUCGACUACAACAAGUUCGGCACCCUCGAUCUUGUUCCCACCCGCGAGACAACAACAGGUUCCGGCACUACUGUCACAUCUUCUGGAACUGGGUCGAUGAAGACGCUUGGACUUGCCAACCAAUGGCUAUCCGAUUGCGUGGGGAAUCACGAGACGUGUAACCGGAAUGUUGACGCAGGAUGGCUACCGACCCGGCUGCUUCACUUGAGCGAGGACUUACAAUCUUCUUCUUUGAUGACUGCGCGCGAGCUUGAUGCUCCUGCACUUUACGCGGCUCUGAGCUACUGCUGGGGCGGUGAUCGCUUCUUGAAACUAGCAGCUUCGAAUGGGCGCAGCCUCCGCCGCGGACGACCAAUAGCGGAACUACCAAAGACUUUCCAAGAGGCCAUGCAUGCCUGCAUAGCGCUGGGUAUACACUACCUUUGGAGUGAUGCCUUGUGCAUCAUACAGGAGGAGGAUGGAUUGCAAGACUGGAUCAUAGAGUUCGCCCACAUGGGCCAGGUAUACGCCAACGCCACCUGCGUCGUAGCCGCCACUACUUCCAACAAGCCUAGUGAGGGCCUGUUUCGGGACCAGCAUGAUGUCGACUUUUCAAGCACUAGGGUGGUGCUGCCCCCGGGUAUCUUAGGUCCGCUCCUACCAGGUGCCUACGGUGUUGUCCCCGGACGCUUCUGGCAGGACCGUGUAGACCUGACUUCCCUCAAUCACCGGGCGUGGGUGUUACAGGAACGCACUCUAGGCUGA